CAGUGAAACAUGCUCAUGAGUGCCGCGAGAUCCAUUCGCUCAACAGCAUUCGCUCCACACCUCAAUUGAGAGGCCACUCCAGUCUAAGACAUUCUUCUCAGUGUUCUGUGUGCGUGUGUCCGACCGUUCCUUCUCAUCUGUGCUGGACUGUCCCUAAGACAUUGUGAUACCCCAAAAUACACCCCACAUGUGCUCCCUAGUGAUAUAAAGUGGCGAGGCAGAUCCCAAGUGAUAGUUGAGCCUUAGGAGAGAAAUCUCGCGGAGCAGAAGCAGAGGAAAAAAGUGACUCUCGGAUUAUCACACCCAUUCACUUUGGCCAUACCUCGAGGAUAUAGCCAGCCAGAUCGCAGUGGAUUUUUUGGAUUAAGCAUUGAGCCAAAAGCGGGGCAGUUUUUCCGUAUUCGUUAAACAACUCUGCACAUACUUAUGGAAUUAUUGUGAGGAAAAAGAUGGCCCGUUAUGAUACCAAUUGGAAAAUAGGUGCAUUUCUUAUUGUUCUCGUCAUUUUCACGGAAUUAGCUGUCGAUGAAGUUGCAGCCAGCAAAGAUCUCUUGACUGCGUGCCAGCAUUUGCAUCGGGCUGAGUCACGACGCUCCCGGGCGUUGGGUGAGACAGCCGGUAAAUCCGUCCGGGUGCCGAGAUGCACAGACUCCGGAGCCUUCGAGCCCGUCCAGUGUUCCAAUGACAUCAACAGCACAGAAUGCUGGUGCGUAGAUGAGUACGGAGUGGAGAUCCUGGGCACGCGGCAGGAUAGUGAGAAGGAGGUGGAUUGCGUGUCUGCCAGCAGUCACUGCCCGGCGUCAUCUUGUCGGAUGUACUGUCCAGCCGGUUUCGCCCGGGAUGCUCGUAGUGGGUGUCCAGUAUGUCAGUGCCGUGACCCAUGCGAGGGCAUCACGUGCCCCGGUUCGCUUUCGUGUCACCCACAGGAAGUGGAGUGCAGCAACGAACCGUGUCCUCCGGUGCCAACGUGCAAGAAGGCGCGAAGCUUGGCCGAAAUGUGUCCCGUUGGGCAGCCACUCAGCAUUGCCGGAACCAUUCGGCCCUUCCUGUGCGGCACAGAUCCGGGCAAGCCCUCAUGCCCGCCACUAUACAAAUGUCUCGUGCAGCUGGGCAAUGACUAUGGCGUGUGCUGCCCAGCGUCGCUCAAGUACGAGAAACCUGGCCAGUGUCCUGCAGUGGAUCACCAGGAGAUCUCCCCGGCUGCUGGGUUGGUGUGCGGAAUCCCUUGUGGACACGACCUGGAGUGUCCUCAGCUGCAGAAGUGCUGCCAGACAAGUGGGUGCUCAACAAACUGCCAGCAACCAUUUAAUGUAACUGCGUGCCAUCAAGCGAGAAUGCUGUCGGAGUUGCUGUCUGUGAAUGAACGCGAGGGGAAAGGUUACAUUCCGCAGUGCGAUGGACCCGGUGGCCUCUUCUCCUCCAAACAGUGCUCCCGCAACGGGCUCGUGUGCUGGUGCGUGGACUCCAAGACUGGACACAAGAUCAGAGGCACCAUGGGUGCUGCCAGUCUCGUCGACUGCGAGGGAGUGGAGAAUCUCAUUGCGCGAUCUUCUGGACGGAGCGUGGACGCUCCUCAAGGCUGCGAUCACAACAUUUGUGCUGCAGUCUGUGAAUACGGAUUUAAGAAUGACCACAACGGUUGUCCAACGUGUGAAUGCUCGGAACCAUGCGAAGGCUACCGUUGUCCUAUGGGAUCUCACUGUGAAGUGGCCAAGGAUCCCGAGUGCAUAUCCGGAUCUUCGCUGUGCGCUUCAGAGCCCAUCUGCAAGCCUGAUCUGGUGUACUCUAAUCCAUGCGAAGAGGGCACUCCCUUGGCUGACAAUGUCACCGGAGAGGUUUUCUUCUGUCGUAUGGACUCCAUAAACACCGAGGACUUCCAGACUCAGUCCUUCUUCGACGCUGCGCCGGAAGAGAGCUACGGUCGCGCUAUGACCAACUUCAUCGCCUGUCCGCGGGACUACCAGUGUACCAAACUACACAAGGAGGCCAAUAACGUCUGUUGUCCUCAGGCAAUGCAGACCUCGGCCUCAAAGUCGGAAAUCCAGAUUGAUAGGCAACAGACAAUGUGUGAGUAUCUGCGCGACUUCGCCGAAAGGAUGGAGGGUACUGAGGAGGGCAUGGUAAUGGCUCUGCCAAGUCCUGGAUGUGACAAGGAGGGCAUGUACAUCCCUCGCCAGUGUAUUACAAAGAAGAUCAAGGUGACUCUAGCAGAGCAGAAGCGACUCCUCGAAGAGCAGAAUGUGCGUCAGAUGAAGAUGCUACUGUCACGUUCAAAGAGACAGUCUCCUUCUGAAAAUGUGAAGCUGGUCAACAUGGAUCAAGCCACAGAAUCCCUGCGUGCUCUGCAGGACCUUAACAUCAGAAAUCUCGUUGACUUCCUCAGACAGAAGAUCCUCAAUCCCGCCACACAUCCAGAGGAGCUCUACUUCGCCGAGAUGAUCCUCAACAACCAGGACUCGGGUCUGGAGGGCCGCACAGCCAAAGUGAUUGAUUUCUCGCAACCAAAGUCGCAAUCAGUGUCGGAUGAGAAGAAUCUCUUCAGCUUUGAAAAGCCCAAGAGAAAGCCCAGCCAGUCCAGUCCACAAACUGAAAACCAGAUGGUUGAGCUGACUGUGGAGGAAUGCUGGUGCGUUGAUGGCUUUGGCACUGAGAUUCCUAGCACCAGGGCUCUCAAUACCAGUCUGGAGGAGUGUCAAAACAUGAGGGAGACCCUUGAAUGUCUAGAUCUUACAUGUCGGAUGGGAUGUGAGUAUGGAUUUAUUUUGGAUUCCGACACUCGCUGCCCGUCGUGCCAGUGCAGGGAUCCUUGUGACAAUAUCCAGUGCCCUGAGCACCAGGAGUGUCGCACAGUGGACGUGUCGUGUGACGGAGAGUAUUGUCCGCCAGUGCCCGCGUGUCUGCCGCGCAAACCUGGCCAGUGUCCUUUCCUGGUGCCUCCUGGGAACGACGAUGCCUGCGAAUACGAGUGCCGAUCGGACUCUCAUUGCGAUGGCACGAAGAGGUGCUGCUCUAACGGCUGUGGCACUCAAUGUGUGGAGCCGCAGCUGAAGACCGCCUGCCAGCAUCUGCAAUCAAUCCAACUGCACCAGUCCAUUGAACUGGGCAUCCCCGCCAGGCAAAAGUACAUCGCCCAGUGCGAUGAGCGGAAUGGCAGCUGGAAGUCGGUACAGUGCGGACCCGACGGUGUGUGCUGGUGCGUGGACAAUUUGGGCAAUGAGCGAAGUGGAACCAGAACAAAUAAUUCACAGCCCAAUUGUAAUGGCGAGUCCACACUCGAGUGUCCUCUUUACAAAUGCGCCUCACAAUGUGAGCAUGGAUUCCUGCUGGACAAGAAUGGUUGUCGCACUUGUGAGUGCCGGAGUCCCUGCUCUGAGAUCACCUGUCCAAACGGGGAGAAGUGCAAUUUGGUGCAAGUCGAGUGUGUGGACACUCCUUGCCCGAGGAUGCCAAUCUGUGUGCCCUUUAUGGACAGUGUUUGUAUCGAAGGGGAGCCCUUGCGACAAAACGGCCAGGAGAUCACGUGCGGUCCUCAGUCCUCUGGCGAAUCCUGUCCUUCAACGCACGUCUGCCAAAUCAAUCCGCUCAACAACAAGGGCGUCUGCUGUGGUAAACAACGCGAUGUCUGCUUCGAGAGCUUGGAACCCAGUUGCUUGGAUACAGAGAAAGAAGUGGACAACACCAGCAUCGUUCAUCGAUGGACCUUCAACACGCGUCUCAACAAGUGCGUCUCAAUCAAAUCCACGACACCUUGUCAGAGCAAGAAUCUCUUCCACAAUGAGAAUGCGUGCAAGGCGGUGUGUCCCGCCUUGACGCAAUGCGAACGUCUUCGACUGAAGAACUCUCUGGCGGCGCGAAGGACCGGCGGUCAGACGCUGUCGUGGUUCCAGCCCCGAUGUGAUCCGGACACGGGAAGUUGGAGUCCAGUGCAGUGCCUGGGGAAGCCAGUGGCGAGCAAUGAGGAGUCCAGAGGGCGCGCUUUCAGGGUGGACGUACCAAAUCAGGAUGAUAUGGGAAUUGGGGUGUGCUGGUGUGCGGAUAAAAAGGGGGCUCCUUUGAGGGGAUCGCUGACCCGAAACGUGGAACCAGUGUGUAAUCAUCGGCAGGCCAGGAGGCGGAUGAAUGACGAAGAAAUGCAGGAUCCAGUAAUGGAGGAGCUUAUUCGGCAGAUGACUAUUCUGGUGGAGGACAACCUCGUGGAGGACGAGGCAGAGAUCACGACUGAGAGUCUGCUGAAGCACAUCUCAACCACUUUGGCACUCAAUGAUAGAAUUCUGCACAAGUCCACGACAUCCAAUCCGCGCCAGGAGCGAUUAUCCAGCACUACUCAACUCGUGGCCUCCUCCACGCGUUGUGAGGCCCUCAAGAUGAGUGCGCCCUUCCCGGUGGCCUGUGACAAUGAGGGCGGAUUCUCCCCAAUGCAGUGCAACGGUGACAUUUGCUGGUGCGUGGAUGCCGCUGGCAAUCAGCUGCCCUUGUCCAGCACUUUCAAGUCUGGUGCCAAACAAUGCGUCUUCACGCCCAUUGACCUCGUGGCAAUAGAGCUGCACCUCAACAAUCCCGAGAGGCGCAUGUACCGAAAUGUCUAUGAGACCCUUCGGGAUGAGCUGAUACAGCUCUUGGGCGACACGCCGGACAAUUUGCGCGUGCACGAGAAUGGAGACGGCAGCAUUAUGGUGAAGUUCGACCUGACGAGCUCCCGGAAGAUCGACGAGGCAUUCGCGAUUGAAGAGAUGGUGAAGCAAAGGAAUCUGCUUCUCGUGGGAGGUGAGCUCCGGCCAGACAUCACGCUCUCGCGCUUCCUGCAUCGAAACAGCAAUUUGCCUGUGCCCCAACCAGCCUCUGGCAUCCCUGAAACCACCUUCCAGACAAUCGUCUUCAUCAUGGCCACCGCAUCGGCCUUCCUGGUCAGUGUCUUUGUCAUUUUUGUCAUGCUGAAGCGUGGCCGGAGCAAGAACAAGCAGUUUCCCGGCGACAAGUACACCAUGGGUGACAAAUACCUAGACUACGGAUCGCCCAUUUUCGUGCUGGCAGCCAAGGAUCAGCAGGACACCAGCAAAUUCAUGUCUAAGUAGGAUCAGUGUGUGCAAAGAACUCUCGUCUAAUUGUGAAUUUUGUAAAUAUUUUUGUGAAACCCUAUGUAAGACGCUCGAGGUUUAAUGUUGAUACAGAUUAAGUUUAAUAUUAAAUGUGAUACAAAUCUUUUAUUCUA
Messenger RNA from Phlebotomus argentipes, 5209 nucleotides. RefSeq lists its product as uncharacterized. Gene Ontology annotation, molecular function: serine-type endopeptidase inhibitor activity. The transcript is spliced from 10 exons. Lineage: Eukaryota; Metazoa; Arthropoda; Insecta; Diptera; Psychodidae. Bases 450 to 5072 code for a protein of 1540 amino acids. Gene Ontology annotation, biological process: cell-matrix adhesion. Gene Ontology annotation, cellular component: extracellular region; basement membrane. The record is from RefSeq and is a predicted model, not a curated record.